Sycon ciliatum is the source of this 1284-nucleotide messenger RNA. RefSeq names its product basic phospholipase A2 caudoxin-like. Gene Ontology annotation, biological process: lipid catabolic process; arachidonate secretion; phospholipid metabolic process. NCBI's taxonomy places the organism in Eukaryota, Metazoa, Porifera, Calcarea, Leucosolenida, Sycettidae. Gene Ontology annotation, molecular function: phospholipid binding; calcium ion binding. The transcript has 2 exons. The record is from RefSeq and is a predicted model, not a curated record. The coding region runs from base 285 to 812 and encodes 175 amino acids.
UCGAUUAGCAGCCUACAAGUAUCGCCUGAACGUUCGGACUAAACACCACUAGCGCUAGCAUUCACUGAGCCAAACCACUUUCAAGAGCCGCAGACAAACCUACGUAAAACAGGGAAGCGUUUACAUUCUGCCUUCAGUGAGAGUGACGGGUCAGCCCUGGUGUAUUUUAUUGACAUUCGGAGAGCUUCGGCAGCGCUUGAACAUUAGGCCACCGUUCAUUUCCUCUCCUCACCUUGUGAGUUUUCUUCUUUCACGUUGAAUCCACGAUCAGGCUACCGUCCACCAUGGCAAUGCGGGCAGGCGGUAUUCUCUGCAUUCUUGUCUUGGCUACGAUCUGUAUUGUGCUGGGUUCAUCAAUAGCCGCAGGAUCUUCGGCGGUGGCCCAAAGUCGCAGCAAGCGUUCGCUGCUCGAUUUCGGCACUAUGAUUUCGUGCGUCCUACCCAACGUGGGCGAUGCGUUAAGCGCAGCGCUGCGCUACAAUAACUACGGAUGCUGGUGCGGUGUGGGAGGUGGCGGGCCCACGGUGGACAGCAUUGACCAGUGUUGCAAGGUUCAUGAUGCGUGUUACGGCUCGGUGGAGACCCAAGGCUGUGGGGACCCCAAGUACGAGGACUACCACUGGCGAUACAGUGGCGGAAGGGUGUUCUGCGAAGCAACGUUAUGGCAGCGGCUCUUCGGUGGCGGUAACAAUGAAUGCCAGAAAGCGAUCUGUGAAUGCGACAGAACAGCUGUGGUUUGUUUUGAAGCUCACAACCACAUCUACAACUCCAAUAACAUCAACUACGACGACCGAAGCCACUGCGCAAAAUAGCAACACCAUAGGCUUUCAUCCUUUCUCCUCGUCCGCUAUGUCAAUGAGAGUGAAAUGCAUGAAGCUGGCGUCUGCAUACAGUACACGUGUAGCAUGAGCAUUCGGCUUUCUUCGUUGCCCUGGUUCCCGUUGCUAUGGCGAUACCAGUCAGAGUAGCCAGAAUGGUCAAUUGUGACUCCAAGUUUCACGCUGAGUGAUCACUGCCACUGGGUGAUGUUGCCUGUUCUGUUUUAGAGACCCCCCCCCCCCCCCCCAGUACCGCUGGGCGUAGCCAGCAUUGUGUGGACCAGUGCAGGUCACCUACCGUUCUAAUACGAUUCAUAUUCUUUCCUCCAUUUUUCUAUUUCUCUUUUCUUGCUAGUAUUUCGAGUAUGAUGCUUCCCUCAGAUACCUACAGUAGCUCAUUUCAGCACACACCACAGACAUUUCACAAUGAUCCAUUUCUUACUUUAUACUUCAUCUUCCGUCAGAA